Suillus subaureus is the source of this 653-nucleotide messenger RNA. Its product is annotated as Cerato-platanin. Lineage: Eukaryota; Fungi; Basidiomycota; Agaricomycetes; Boletales; Suillaceae. The transcript is spliced from 3 exons. Bases 100 to 543 code for a protein of 147 amino acids. The record is from RefSeq and is a predicted model, not a curated record.
CGACUCUGGUGGUGCGGCUUAAUUUCAAGUCACCCUUGGUGCAUAAAAGGGCUCUCAUACAGUAUUUAAUCUUCCAUUGAAAACUUUGCUUUUGUACCCAUGAUGAAGCUCCUGAUCACUUCCACCAUCGCUGCCCUCGCUACGUGCACCAUUGCUACAUCUUACAGCCUCUCUUAUGAUACCAACUACGAUAUGGGAUCCAACUCACUUGACACGGUGGCCUGCUCAGACGGCUCCAAUGGCUUGGAGUCGCGUGGCUACAGCACUUUCAGCUCUAUUCCAAACUUCCCUUACAUCGGAGGUGCGCCCCAGAUCACGGGCUGGAACUCAGCAUACUGUGGGUCGUGCUGGGAAAUCACUUACACCAGCCCAUCGGUGACCACCACCAAAUACGUUACCGCCAUUGAUGUCGGUGAUGAGGCACGGGAUGGGUUCAACUUGUCGCAGGAGGCUAUGGACGGUCUCACUGGUGGACAGGCUGAGUUUUUGGGGCGCGUCACCGUCACGGCCACCCAAGUUGAUGAAAGCAAUUGCGGUCUGUGAGACCGUGAAAUUAGGGUGUGCGAGGCAAAUGGUUUCUGCAAUCGAUGAGUUUUUUUGGUCAUCUUCGACUUUCGUGUAUGGACGAUAUGGACGCUCGCAGAGACAUUAGU